AUGCGGUCACCCCAUCGGACCCUUGAGGACCUGCGCGAUGUGGAACGUAUGGAGAAAGAUGUUUUUGUGUCUGAGAAAGGUACAGAAUCACUGCCAUGUUCAAAUGUCGACACGGAUGCAGAGACAGUCAACCGCAACGGAAUUAAACAAAAGAAGAAGAGAUCGUCUUGGGAGUACCAGGAGCUAACUAGGCCCAAGAAGAGAAAGCAGACAUUCUGUGUCUGUGACAGGCCUGAUGAUGGCAGGUUGUAUUGGAUGUGUGACCAUUGCAAGGACUGGGUGCAUCCAGAAUGCAUCAAACGGGACCAUGCAGACUGUCCCAAGCCUUUUUGUGCCCAUCAUGACGUCCACAUAAGGAAAUGGGAAGUCACUGACAGUGCCGAAAAAUGUGGAUUUGAAGAAUCAGAUGGUCCGGAAGAUGUCGAGCGUUUUCUCAUAACGUUGGACGUGGCAGUGAAAGUGGUCCCUGUGGCAUACAAAACGUGCUUUUCCAUUGUCACGUCGACGGUGGAAGACAGUGACGUUUUGUGGUUGCAAAACCAUUGCACAUUUAUUACAAACGUAGACGCGGCACCAAAAAGUUCCAUCGGAUAUGGAUUUGGCGUUUUCACGUUAGAGGCACUGACUGUCGUAGAGAAAAACAUCCAAGAUACCUUUUCAGAAAAUGGGAACCACCCUUUGGUAAAGCUCGUAGCUAACGAAAAGCUGAAAUCAGCUUUCAAGAAAAACAAAAGACUAGUUUCAUCGUAUACAGAAUCCGUCCUCGUCAAGGAAGCGUGUUCAGUGAUCAUGCAAGAGGCGACUGGAUGUAGUUAUAAAGAGGCCACAGAGGCUCUGCAACGAACGGUGGCCAAAAGUAUUUUCACAGCAUAUAGCCUGGCAACAACUCACCGCUCGAGCAUAACAGAAUAUUGGUCAAGCGCCCUAGCGGAUAGACGUAAAGCCUGGUGAACACAAAGACGCUAACAACCUGCAGAAAAGUUCAACAUGGCUGACAACACCGUACGGUCGGAAGAUGUGUAAGGACAAAAAUGGGAUCGUUGCAUUACAGACACCGGUUUACUGUUAACUGUUGAGUUAUCGAUCCGGACUGAACUUAAGUGUGCACCACUGCAGUAUGAUGACAUUUAAGUUUUAUAGACUUUCAUGCAAUAGUUACUGUCACACAGCUCCGGACAUUAAAAGUGGAAGGACGGAGAACCACACAGAAACAAUAUCGGCGAAUGAUGAUGCAUAUUUGUUUUAAGUUUCGUGAAAUAGGUACUGUGAAACAGCUCCGGACGUACAACCUUCAUGAUUUUCAAUCUAUUAAGGGGCAAUAAAUUAAUUAUGCGUGCACCGCAUUAUGAUUGAACACAUUCAUAUUAAGUUUAAUGAAAUUUAAUAAAUAAUUAUUGAUAAACACCUCCGGACAUCGCCAAAAUUAUAUUCCUUCACUGUCUUAGAGGGGUAAAAAGCCAUCAUAAUGGAGGUGUCAUUUUGUCUACUUACAAGAGUUGGUGCAUUCGGAUUAAAUGCGUAUUCUACAUGCAAUAGUAAAUGCAUGCAAAAAAAAAUAUCUUUCUUGCAACAAGUGUAAAUCUACUGCAAAUCUUAGCAAAACAUUUGCAAACGUAUGUGCGUGUGUAUAG
Dreissena polymorpha is the source of this 1631-nucleotide messenger RNA. RefSeq lists its product as uncharacterized. The coding region runs from base 1 to 951 and encodes 316 amino acids. NCBI's taxonomy places the organism in Eukaryota, Metazoa, Mollusca, Bivalvia, Myida, Dreissenidae. The record is from RefSeq and is a predicted model, not a curated record. The transcript has 15 exons.